AGAAGCCGCUUCAUCCCGGGCUCCUUUCACAGCGUCCGGGACAACAACUGGCUGUGCGCGAGAAGAGGAGGAGGAGGACUCCGUUUGGUCCAUCCUUUCUUUCUCCGCUUCUCACAGUUCAGUUGCUACGCGCAGACUACACUACACACUCAUAUGUAGUAAAUAAAGAAGACGACUACGUGUUGUUUGGCUCGUAACGUGACCGUUUCCCCCGUUUUCUACAAGGAUGAUAGAGUCCUGCUGACACCACGGAGAGGUACACGCUCAGACCGGGAAUGGCUGUGGACGCGGCGUCCAGCUUCAGUUUCUGCCGUGCGUCUCUGGAGCACACAGUGUCUGCUGAAGAGCUGAGCUACCAACUGCCGCGCCGCAACGGAGGAAGUAACCUCACAUGGCAUGAUGGGCGUGGCCAGAAGGGGGCGCACACACGCACUGUCAAACUGCUGCAACAGCCGGGGACAGAGGGCAUCCAGCUGCGCCCGGGUGAAGCCUUUGCCGUGUACCACACUAGCCCCACGCUCUCCUCUCUGUCCAAACCGGUGGUGCUGUGGACGCAACAAGACGUGUGCAAGUGGCUCAAGAAACACUGUCCCCACAACUACCUGACCUAUGUAGAAGCUUUCUCUCACCACGCCAUCACAGGGCGAGCGUUGCUUCGGUUAAAUGGCGAGAAGUUGGAAAGAAUGGGGAUAGUUCAGGAGACCCUCAGACAGGAAGUCCUACAACAAGUCCUACAACUGCAAGUGCGAGAAGAAGUCCGCAACCUCCAGCUCCUUAGCAGAACUUCUUUUGGAAACUUCUCGUAGCUGUGCUUGGCAGCCCUGUCCUCAUCCACAUCACAACAUAGAUCUGUGGGAGCCUGAAGACACUGCUGUCCCAAAACAGGAGCAAGAGACUGGACCAGGGUUAGGAUCACACCAACCAGUCCAGAGGAUUCUCAUUCACCUCAGACAAGACUCUUCAGACCCAGAGGCUGUAAUAGGCCAAUAUGCUCAAUAUCAACUAUAGCUAAUUCCUUUGUCAACUUUUGUUUGUUUUUGUCUGGUUGUCUUAAAUACAAAUAUCUAUAGUAAAUACAUUCUCCAGUGCAGUCACAUUCACACAGUAUCAUUUCUCAAAUGUGUAAGAAGUCAACACAAAACUAUUUUUGACAAUAAAUUUCAAAUACAGACUGGUAUUUCCUGGAUAUUUACAGUGCUAAUUAGUGGGUAAUUCCUGAACCAAUAAUUACUGCUUAGAAAGUAGCCUAUAGAUCAGUGAUAUUAUAUUAAGUGUUGUUUUUGUAAAAAAAAUUCAACUAUCGUUAACCUGGAUGCAGUAGACUUUGAAUGGUUUUAUCAGACUAAUUAAAAACCAAUAACCCAAUAUACACUGUAAAUCUGUAAAGACAGUAACUGUAGCUUUUAGGGAGAUAUUCCAAAUGAAUGACAAUACUUGUAGCAAUAGUUCUUAAGUAAAAGGUUAAACUUGGUAUUUUAUAUUCUACUCUAUGGUAGAAUGGGUUAGUGACAUACAUGGAAGCACAGUGCUAUGUUCAAUCAAAUUAGUCAAUUAAUGCAUGUAAUUUAUAACAAAACAUGCAGCUUUAAUAUUUUUCUAUUUUUUAUGUUUAGCCUAAAUUGGACUUUCAGGGGAUACCUCUGAUCCAAGACACAGCAUACCUGUAGAAGUAGAAAUACAUCAUAAAAACAUAUAACAGCACAUUUCACCCUGUAGUUGCUGAAAAUCUGCGGAGCCUCAGAAUACAUUGCAUAUAGCACAUUGUAUUUGGAAAGGGUACAUAUACGUUUAUUCAAACAAAUGCAGCCUCUGCUGUAUUUUUAUGUCUUUCUGUCCCCUGUGACACACUGUGAUUUCAAAUGCGUGGAUCCACAAAGCAUGACAGCUCCAGAGACAGAAUCAGCACAGACAGGAUGUUUGAUGUAACUGUAGGCAGCAGACAGCUCUGUGAGGGCCAUUAGGACACAAAAAUAUAAAUAAGCAACUAAACUUCCCUUUUGUCAUGAUUUAUUUGAAGUACUGUGAGUAAAGACUUUUACCUGGGAGAAAAGUCACUGUACUGUUUUGGAUUACUUGAUGUUUUUGUAUAUUUGACAAAAGUAUCUGGUGAGUGUUGGAUUGUUUAAAAUAAUGGAAAUGUUUAAAAUAAUGGACAAUGUGAAUUAAUGUUUUCUUUGUACAUAUUAAAAUGUAUGAAAAA
Boleophthalmus pectinirostris (great blue-spotted mudskipper) is the source of this 2200-nucleotide messenger RNA. It is a transcript of the gene samd10b, whose product is annotated as sterile alpha motif domain containing 10b. The record is from RefSeq and is a predicted model, not a curated record. NCBI's taxonomy places the organism in Eukaryota, Metazoa, Chordata, Actinopteri, Gobiiformes, Gobiidae. Gene Ontology annotation, molecular function: protein binding. The transcript is spliced from 5 exons. The coding region runs from base 276 to 806 and encodes 176 amino acids. Gene Ontology annotation, biological process: cell surface receptor protein tyrosine kinase signaling pathway. Gene Ontology annotation, cellular component: cytoplasmic side of plasma membrane.